Diachasma alloeum is the source of this 2277-nucleotide messenger RNA. RefSeq names its product protein arginine N-methyltransferase 1 (gene Art1). Bases 23 to 1177 code for a protein of 384 amino acids. Gene Ontology annotation, biological process: peptidyl-arginine methylation. Gene Ontology annotation, molecular function: protein-arginine N-methyltransferase activity. The transcript has 3 exons. The record is from RefSeq and is a predicted model, not a curated record. Gene Ontology annotation, cellular component: nucleus. Lineage: Eukaryota; Metazoa; Arthropoda; Insecta; Hymenoptera; Braconidae.
CACGUUAGGACGCUCAAGCAAAAUGGCGGAGGUUAACAAAGUGCCGGCAGACCUCGGCGAGAACGAUACGUUAGUCAACGAGAACAACCCGACAAAAAUGGAAACCAUGGAAGUAGGAGAAUCGGCCCUUCCCCCGAAGGAGUUGCCGACCCCCGAGGCUCCCCUCAUGAACAACAAAGUCCCAGUGGACGAGAUGACCUCCCGAGACUACUACUUCGACUCGUACGCGCACUACGCGAUCCACGAGGAGAUGCUGAAGGACGAGGUGCGCACAAUGACGUACCGAAACUCGAUGUACCUCAACAAGCACCUGUUCAAGGACAAGAUAGUCCUGGACAUCGGCUGUGGCACAGGAAUUCUCUCGAUGUUUGCAGCGAAAGCAGGGGCUGCCCGAGUGAUCGGUAUCGAGUGCUCGAACAUCGUGGAGUACGCCGAGAAGAUCGUCGAGGCGAACCACUUGUCCCACGUGGUGACGAUACUCAAGGGCAAGGUGGAGGAGGUGGUGCUGCCCCAUGGGAUCGAGAAGGUCGACAUCAUAAUCUCGGAGUGGAUGGGCUACUGCCUCUUCUACGAGUCCAUGCUGGACACCGUCCUCUUCGCCAGGGACAAGUGGCUCAAGGAGAAUGGAAUGCUGUUCCCCGACAAGGCCACUCUCUACAUCUGCGGCAUCGAGGAUCGCCAGUACAAGGACGAGAAGAUCAACUGGUGGGACGACGUCUACGGCUUCGACAUGAGCUCCAUUCGCAAAGUAGCCAUCAGUGAACCACUCGUCGACGUCGUCGAUCCCAAACAGGUCGUCACUAAUGCAUGCCUCAUCAAGGAAGUCGAUCUCUACACUGUCACCAAAGCUGAUCUUGAGUUUGCGUCCCCAUUCACUCUACAAGUGCGCAGGAAUGACUACGUGCAGGCUCUAGUUACGUUCUUCAAUAUCGAAUUCACCAAGUGCCACAAGCGAAUUGGCUUCAGCACUGCUCCUGAGGUACAGUACACACACUGGAAGCAGACUGUAUUCUAUUUUGACGAGUAUAUGACCGUCAAGAAGGGGGAGGAGAUCUACGGGGUUUUCUCCAUGAAACCCAAUGCCAGGAAUUAUCGGGAUCUUGAUUUCAGUAUUGAGUUGGACUUUAAGGGGGAAUUGUGCCAAGUUCAUGAGACCAAUACCUAUCGUAUGCGCUGAUUGGGGGUGGGGGGUUUUAUCGGGCUCGGGGAGGGGAGUGAGGGGCCACUGGAGGGAGGAGGGAGAUGACUCUGGGUUUAGGGGCUUCGGAGGCAUUUGCAUAAUAGAGGUUUUCAGACUCUGAAAGGGUUGAGCAUUUAUUCUGUGGAGGUUUCCGGAGAUGAUGGGCUCAGGGGAGAGAUGAUUUUUUGGGAAGGAUUUCGUAAUCUACAAAAGAUGACGAUUUUUUUGCUAAAUUUCAAUUUUAAUUAUAAUUUUGUUUGGGUUUUCUCAUCUUUUUUUAAAUUUUCGUGAACUAUCCUUGAGACGAAAUUGAACAGAAGUGUUUUAUGGUGAAGUUUACUUUCCGCAAAAAUAAAAUCUCUCAUUUUUAAAGACAUUUACAAAAUAGAUUACGAAAUCUUAAAUUUCAUGCUCGCAGAUUUUUGCUGAUAACUUCUACCCUAAUAGAUUUAGGAAAAAAUGUCCGGGGCAUUUUUUGUAGGAAAUUAAAUUCCCCACAGAAAAGAUCUUAUGAGUUUUUCCCGUAAACCCAACAGAUCUCGAGAUAAUCACAGGAUAAUGAAUACGAAAUUGGAAUUGUCGACUUUAAUCACUUCCCUGCAGUCAUCACCCACAAAUUCCCAGAUGUCAGUAAAAAAAUGAUGUCUAGUGAACUCACCCCCUCGCUGGUCCACUAUACUGGGAAAAUAUCACUGGAUGCUGUGACAUCUCUUCCGAUAAAUAGGAUGCGUCUGCAUCAUCAAAACACGAAUGAAAACGAACGCCUGAAGAUUUAAAUCAUUUAGUUUUUGAAGGGUGCUGGACCCUGAUACACUCGAUCAAGUGGAACAUCGUAUUUUAGUACUGUAAUACACGUAAAAUUUAGGUUUUUAUUUAUAAAAAAGCGAAAAUUGAAAGAUGACUCUCAGUGAAUUUCAGAAUUUUUAAGGUACAAUACGUUGAGUUGAUGGAAGUUUUUUUUAUCGAGGCAUUGUACUGAUGACAAAUGUACGGGUGACAUCACCACACUCCAUAGUUACUAUUAUAGGGGAAAAAAGCAGAAUCGAAAGAAAUAAGAAGGUUGAUACGUUUAAUACGGUAACAAGUCGUUUAUUAUU